Cynocephalus volans (Philippine flying lemur) is the source of this 1772-nucleotide messenger RNA. It is a transcript of the gene C15H8orf82, whose product is annotated as chromosome 15 C8orf82 homolog. Bases 24 to 674 code for a protein of 216 amino acids. The transcript has 3 exons. The record is from RefSeq and is a predicted model, not a curated record. NCBI's taxonomy places the organism in Eukaryota, Metazoa, Chordata, Mammalia, Dermoptera, Cynocephalidae.
GCCGCUUCCGGCCCGGAAGGAGGAUGUGGCCGCCGUGCGGGACGCUCCGGGCCCGGGUGGCCCUGGCGCGGUCGCGGGGAACCCGGUCCUGCGGCGGGGACGGGGCUGUUUCUUACACUCAGGGCCAGAGCCCCGAGCCCCGGACCCGCGAGUACUUCUACUACGUGGAUCAUCAGGGUCAGCUCUUCCUGGAUGACUCCAAAACGAAGAACUUCAUCACCUGCUUCAAAGACCCACAGUUCCUGGUCGCCUUCUUCUCCCGCCUGAGACCCAAUCGCAGCGGGCGCUACGAGGCCGCCUUCCCCUUCGUCUCGCCCUGCGGCAGAGAGCGCAACUUCCUGCGCUGCGAGGACCGCCCCGUGGUGUUCACGCACCUGCUGGACGCGGGCCGCGGGCCGCCCCGCCUGUCCUACUGCGGCGGCGGCGAGGCCCUGGCCGUGCCCUUCGAGCCCGCUCGCCUUCUGCCCUCGGCGGCCAACGGGCGCCUGUACCACCCGGCGCCCGAGCGCGCGGGAGGCGUGGGCCUGGUGCGCUCGGCCCUGGCCUUCGAGCUCAGCGCCUGCUUCGAGCACCCGCCGGGCGCGCCCGCGCUGCCGUCGCACGUGCGCUGGCAGGGCCGCCUCCUGGCGCUCACCAUGGACCUGGCCCCGCUGCUCGCCGCCCCGCGGCCCUGAGCCGCGCCCGGGGCCGCAUCGGGAGGCCGCGGGUGUCCCCGGUCUCCGGCGACCCCGAGCGCCCCUCGCCGGGCCCGUGUCGUCCGCACCAGCGCCGGCGAGUGCGCGUGCGCGCGGAGGGUGUCGCGGGCCCCGUCCCGCCCGGCGCUGUCCGAGGUGCUGCCGUCGCCCGGACCCGGCCGCGGCCCCUCCGCUGUGCCCCGCGUCGCGCCUCUGCCCCCACACUCCGCUCGGGGUCUCUGCGUGGGCCGCGCUCGCGACGUCAGCCUGGGCGGGGGAGCAGGAGGCGCGGGGUUCUGCUGCGCGUGCGCGGGCGCCCCGCCCCCCUCACGCCCGCCGCCGCCGCCGCCGCCCGGGCUGGGGUCGCCGCCGGCUCAGCGGGGAACAGAUCGCCGCGGAGCGUCAGGUGAGGGGGCGUCCGGGCCAAGGUCACCGGGUGUGGGGGCGGGGGCGGGGGCCGUCCCGGUUCUGACCCCGGCGCACACCAGGAAGGGCGUGCGACCUGGCGGGGACAGGGGAUGCGGAGACCACGCCCUCCCGGAACCCGGCGCUGGGGGCGGGCGGGGAGGCCGCGGGGCAUCGAGGCACCGGGUCGCAAGGGCCGCCCGGAAACCCGCGCUCGAGGGCAGCGCAAGGCUUUACCCCCCUUGCCUGCCCCCGCUGUCGCCCGGGGUCGCCCGGAGUCGGCGACAGCCAUCACGGAGUCCUGCGUGUGACGCUCCGCCCCCUGCCCUGCCGGAUUAGGGGGGUGUCCGCUGGUAAAAGGAUUUCUGGGCUCUUCCCGCUUGGGGCCUUCAUCCCUGCUCGGGCCGGCCCCUCUACACCGAUCUGCAUCUGGGGGGUGCCCGCGUGGGCAGCACCGCCCUGAGUUCUGAGGAGGCAGCCAAGAAUCUUCUCUACUUGAGAGGCCUUGCAGGGAGGCUGGGUGGGUGAGGCCUGGAGCCAUGGGCCAGCCCUUUGUGCUCGCGGCAGUGGGUCCCAGGAACCCAGAGAACGCCCCCAGGCUCUUGGAGCUCUCACACACCCUGAGACACCUGGGAACUGCCCCUGCCUGGGCCAGAGCUGCUCUAUUAAAAUUUUAUUGCCGUGCUUGCUUCA